Limanda limanda (common dab) is the source of this 1152-nucleotide messenger RNA. RefSeq names its product tripartite motif-containing protein 16-like. Gene Ontology annotation, molecular function: protein binding. Lineage: Eukaryota; Metazoa; Chordata; Actinopteri; Pleuronectiformes; Pleuronectidae. The annotation marks the transcript as partial. The record is from RefSeq and is a predicted model, not a curated record. The transcript is spliced from 3 exons.
UGUCCUCAGUGUAGACAGACCUUCACACCGAGGCCUGUCCUGGAGACAAGCAUGUUAGCUGAUCUACUGGAGGAGCUGAAGAAGACUGGACUCCAAGCUGCUCCUGCUGAUCACUGCUAUGCUGGACCUGAAGAUGUGGCCUGUGAUGUCUGCACUGGGAGAAAACUGAAAGCUCUCAAGUCCUGUUUGGUUUGUUUGGCCUCUUAUUGUGAAAAACACCUCCAGCCUCAUCUUCAGUCAGCUGCAUUGAAGAGGCACAAGCUGGUGGAGCCCUCGGCUCAAGUGGAUGUUUUACUGCCACAACCAGAGCCAGAGACCAGAGCUGACUUCCUCAAAUAUUCACAAGAAAUCACACUGGAUCCAAACACAGCACAGAGACAUCUGUUAUUAUCUGAGGGAAACAGAAAAGUAACAUGGACGAGAGAUGGUCAGUCUUAUUCUGAUCAUCCAGACAGAUUCACUGAUAGGCCUCAGGUUCUGAGUAGAGAGAGUCUGACUGGACGUUGUUACUGGGAGGUGGAGCUGGAGGUGGGAGGAGGAGUUUAUGUAGCAGUCACAUACAAAAAUAUCAGAAGAGCGGGAAUCUCAUUUGAAUGUCUAUUUGGAUUCAAUGAUAAAUCUUGGUCAUUAUCUCGUAAUAGAACCAGUUAUAGCUUUUAUUACAACAGCAUGGACACGCUAGUGUCAGGUCCUGUGUCCUCCAGAGUAGGAGUGUACCUGGAUCACAGUGCAGGUGUUCUGUCUUUCUACAGCGUCUCUGACACCAUGACUCUCAUCCACAGAGUCCAGACCACAUUCACUCAGCCUCUCUGUGCUGGAAGGCACAAGCUGGUGGAGCACUCGGGUCAGGUGGAUGCUUUACUUCCUCAACCAGAGCCCAAGACCAGAGCUGACUUCCUCAAAUAUUCACAAGAAAUCACCCUGGAUCCAAACACAGCACACAGGCAUCUGUUAUUAUCUGAGGGAAACAGAAAAGUAACAUGGAUGAGUGAAGAUCAGUCUUAUUCUGAUCACCCAGACAGAUUCACUGUUUGCGUCUCUGGCACCAUGACUCUCCUCCACAGAGUCCAGACCACAUUCACUCAGCCUCUCUAUGCUGGAGUUAAUGUGUGUUGGUCUGGAUCCACAGCUGAGUUCUGUAAACUCAAAUAG